Epinephelus moara (kelp grouper) is the source of this 2061-nucleotide messenger RNA. RefSeq names its product transmembrane protein 272-like. The transcript is spliced from 5 exons. The record is from RefSeq and is a predicted model, not a curated record. Lineage: Eukaryota; Metazoa; Chordata; Actinopteri; Perciformes; Serranidae. Bases 120 to 599 code for a protein of 159 amino acids.
GUCACACCACAAGUGAACUGUCUCUGACCUUCAGAUGUCCCAGCAGUCCGUCGAUCCAGAGGAGACACAUCGAGGAGAUACUCUUACUCACACAGAGUUUCCAUUUAUCAUAAAGCACAAUGUCAGAGAGCGAAGGACUUCAGCGCAUCCGCAGCCCUCUUCAACCUCCAGCAGCAAUAUUAGUAUGUGCCCAGGUGAUCAUGGGGGUCAUGCCCUUCGCUCAGUUGGUCGUAGGAGCAGUGUACCAACAUGACUGUCCGAGGCAGCCCUACAUCCCCAUCUACCUGUUGGUGAUGGGCAUCGUCUCCCUGCUUCUGACCGUGCUCUCCAUCCUGCCCUGCUGUGCCAGCUUCGGGAAUCAAAGCAAGACCUGGAGCUGCCUUGUCUUUCUCUUCUUCCUCUGCUGGUUCAUCGCUGGUAAUGUGUGGAUUUAUUCCAUCUAUGAACCCAACUAUAACAAGACGAUUUCCAGCCUGGACACCUACUGCAACAAGACGCUCUACCUGUUUGCCUUCUGGACCACCAACCUCUUCUACAUCCUGUGGGGUUUCAUCAUUUUCUGCAGCUGUUGCUCAUGUCUCCUGUGUGGCAACGAAUAAACACACAUGGAGUGGUCAGUGGAUGGAAUGACAGUAAACAUAAGAAUAUUUAACCGUGUUUUGAUGAUGUUUGAUUUUGCCUUUAAAGUGUGCCAUUAGAUUUUGUUUAAAGAGCAGUAGAAAGGAGAGUCUUACAUCACCUUAAUGCACCAUAUGGUUUAUUGUUCUGUAAAAUAUUAUAAUUUACAUACAGAAUACAAAGUUUUUGCAAAUGUUUUGUCAUAAUUAGCACAAGAAUUCUUGACUUAUGGUCAAAAACAUGUUUAAUGAGGUCACAGUGACCUUGACCUUUGACCCCUAAAAUCUAAUUGGUUCAUUCUUGAGUCCAAGUAGACAUUUGUGCCAAAUUUAAGAAAAUUCUUCCACAGCCUUUUUGAGAUAUGGCAUUCACAAGAAUGAGAUGGGUGAACGGUCACAGUGACCUUUGACCCCCUAAUCUUAUCCCUAAGUCCAAGUGGAUGUUUGUGCCAAAGUUGAAGAAAUUUCCUUAAGGUGUUAGUCACGUCGGUACCAAACUUGAAAAAGAACCCAGAGAGUUCUUGAGAUAUCACGAUCACAAGAAUGAGACAGAAGGUCACAGUGACCUUGACCUUUCACCACUACAUUCUAAUCAGUUAAUUCUUGAGUCCAAGUGAACAAAUGUGCCAAAUUUGAAAAACAACCCAGAGAGUUCUUGAAAUAUACCAUUCACAAGAAUAACACAGAAGGUCACAGUGACCUUGACCUUUGACCUACAAUGACCAAAAUCUUAUGAGUUCAUUUUUGAGUCCAACUGCAUGUUUGUGUUGAAAAAAAAUCCCUUACUGUGUUCUUGAGCUAUCGCAUUAACAACAAUGUGACAGAAGGAGGUCACAGUGACCUUGACCAUUGACAGUUGUGUAAAAUUGAAAAUGUUUCCCUGAAGUGUUCUUGACAUAUCACUUUCAUGAGAAUGAGACAAAAGGAGGUCACAGUGACCUUGACCUUUGAACUACAACCACCAAAAUAUAAUCAGUUCAUCCUUGAGUCCAAGUGGAUGUUUGUGCCAAAGUUGAAGAAAUACCCUUACCAUGUUCUUAAGAUAUCCCGCUAACGAGAAUGCUGAGGACGAGGUCACAGUGACCUUUGACCCCAAAAUCUAAUCAGUUUAUUCUUGAGCCCAAGCAGACAUUUGUGCCAAAGUUGAAGGAAAUCCCGUAAGGUUUUCUUGAGAUAUCACAUUAACAAGAAUGCAAAGGACAAGGUUAUAGUGACCUUGACCUUUGACCACCAAAAUCGAAUCAGUUCAUCAUUGAGUCCAAGUAGACGUUUGUGCCAAAUCUGAAAAAAAUUACCCUGAAGUGUUCUUGAGAUAUUACGAUCACAAGAAUGAGACAGAUGACAUCACAGUAACCUUUGACUAUGACCACCACAGUCUAAUCAGCUCAUCCUUAAAUCCAAGUUGAUGUUUGUGCCAAAGUUGGAGAAAUUUUCUUAAGGUGUU